AUGGUUUUCACCGAUGGUUCUUUCGCAAACAACAAGGACUUAUCCUCCCAACUAGGAUUCGUCAUUACCCUCGUUAACGAGACAAACCACAAAGAAAAACAGUUCGAGAUUAGUGGUAACAUCGUACACUGGAGUUCAACAAAGUGCAAACGUGUUACCCGUAGCGUCCUAGCAUCAGAGAUCUACGGUAUGGCCAACGGAUUCGACAUAGGCAUCUCCCUUGCGAUGACUAUGAAGAUAAUUACGGAACGACUCAACCUUCCUCCUAUCCCUCUCAUCGUCUGUACGGAUUCGUACUCUCUCUACGAAUGCCUAGUCAAGCUCGGUACGACGAAGGAAAAACGAUUGAUGAUUGAUAUCAUGGCCCUUCGCCAGUCAUACGAGAAGAGAGAGAUAACAGAUAUUCGUUGGAUCAACGGCGCAGACAACCCAGCAGAUGCAAUGACGAAAGCAUCACCAAACCGAGCCCUGGAACGCUUCAUCGAUACCAAUAGUCUGACAAUUCGAGUCGAAGGAUACGUACAACGUUCCUAA
Messenger RNA from Hirsutella rhossiliensis, 534 nucleotides. Its product is annotated as polyprotein. The transcript has a single exon. The record is from RefSeq and is a predicted model, not a curated record. Bases 1 to 534 code for a protein of 177 amino acids. Gene Ontology annotation, molecular function: nucleic acid binding. NCBI's taxonomy places the organism in Eukaryota, Fungi, Ascomycota, Sordariomycetes, Hypocreales, Ophiocordycipitaceae.